Phragmites australis (common reed) is the source of this 1301-nucleotide messenger RNA. RefSeq names its product abscisic acid receptor PYL4-like. Gene Ontology annotation, biological process: abscisic acid-activated signaling pathway. The record is from RefSeq and is a predicted model, not a curated record. The transcript has a single exon. Gene Ontology annotation, molecular function: protein phosphatase inhibitor activity; signaling receptor activity; abscisic acid binding. Gene Ontology annotation, cellular component: nucleus; cytoplasm. Bases 489 to 1091 code for a protein of 200 amino acids. Lineage: Eukaryota; Viridiplantae; Streptophyta; Magnoliopsida; Poales; Poaceae.
UCCGAUCCCCAAUCUUCUUUAUUCUCUCCGACGGCAAUGGGCAUGGUCCGCAUGCACGUCGCUUUCCUUCAAUUCUAUUUUGACCCUCCCAGUUGGCCACUGCCCCCCUUGCCCCAACCAACCACCCUCGACUAAAUUUUCCUCCAUGGCAGCACCCAUUGGAAGCUGAGAUCAGAAGCGAAACCACCAUCUUUUUUCCUCUGCUUUCUCCUGAGAGAACUAGCAACAACCAUCCCGAUUCCCAAGUGACCCUGCAGCUUGCUCCGCCACAGUAACUCAGUAAGUAAUGGCAAGUGCAGCUGUGUGCCUUGGCAAGUUGUGUUGUGAGUAGAUCAUGACCACCACCCACUUGUUUGUCCGAGGUAUAUAAGCGGACACCUCUCUCCAGCCCUACCUAUCAGCUCUCUCCCUCUCGGCUCCUCCGGGGUGAAGAGCCAAGAAUCUUGAGGUGGAGUAGGGUGUGUCUGAUAGGAGCAGAGUAAGCAGCAAUGCCGUACACAGCUCCUCGGCCGUCGGCGCAGCAGCACAGCCGGAUUGCGGGGGGGAAGGCGGCGGCGUCGCACGGGCCGUCGUGCGCGGCGGUGCCGGAGGAGGUCGCGCGGCACCACGAUCACGUGGCGCGGGUGGGGCAGUGCUGCUCGGCGGUGGUGCAGGAGAUCGCGUCGCCGGUGGGGGCGGUGUGGUCGGUGGUGCGGCGCUUCGACCGGCCGCAGGCGUACAAGCACUUCAUCCGGAGCUGCCGCCUCGUGGACGGCGACGGCGGCGCGGUGGGGUCGGUGCGCGAGGUUCGGGUCGUGUCGGGCCUCCCGGCCACCAGCAGCCGCGAACGGCUCGAGAUCCUCGACGACGAGCGCCGCGUGCUCAGCUUCCGCGUCGUCGGCGGGGAGCACCGCCUCGCCAACUACCGGUCGGUGACCACCGUGCACGAGGCCGAGCACGGCGCCGGCACCGUCGUGGUGGAGUCGUACGUGGUGGACGUGCCCCCCGGGAACACCGCCGACGAGACGCGCACCUUCGUGGACACCAUCGUGCGCUGCAACCUCCAGUCGCUGGCGCGCACCGCCGAGCAGCUCGCCCUCGCCCUCGCCUAGUGUGGCCAUGUCCAGCAGCCGGCCGCACCGGAUGGCGCGCCGGUCCGGCCUUGUUACGAGACGUUGUUUCUUGAUUUCUUCCUGUUCUUUUUCCCUUUGAGGGGAGAUCCAUCGAUCGAUCGGUUCGUGGUUCUAGAAUCUAGCCUGUGUUUUCCUCUUCUCUUUUUGAUCACUGAGUACAAUCCAUUGUGUGGCUGUUGCUUUAUAUUA